CCCCUGCCGCCGAGCCGGCAACAUGAACUGAAAUCCCUAGAGAGGAACAGAGGCGGCGAGCGAGCGGAGCGGAGCGGAGGCAAGCGGGGCUUUAGCGGGGAUUUUGGCUCCUUCGGGUAGAGGAACGGCCCCAUCUGAGGGCAGAACGCUCCCGAAGCUGCGCACAGCCUCGCCCCUCACCCGAAGAGCGGCGGCCUCCCGAGCCCCGCGCCGCCGAGCCCCCAUGGCCCUCAUUAUGGAGCCCGUCAGUAAGUGGUCGCCGAGCCAGGUCGUCGACUGGAUGAAAGGUCUUGAUGAUUGCUUGCAGCAAUAUAUUAAGAAUUUUGAGAGAGAGAAGAUUAGUGGCGACCAGCUGCUACGUAUUACUCAUCAAGAACUGGAAGAUCUUGGAGUCACACGAAUUGGCCAUCAGGAACUUAUCUUGGAAGCAGUAGACUUGCUCUGUGCACUGAACUAUGGUUUGGAAACAGAAAAUCUGAAAACUCUUUCACACAAACUGAAUGCAUCUGCCAAAAAUCUGCAGAACUUCAUCACUGGGAGGAGGAGAAGUGGUCACUAUGAUGGAAGGACCAGCCGCAAAUUACCAAACGAUUUUCUGACAUCAGUAGUGGAUCUCAUUGGAGCUGCUAAAAGUCUCCUGGCUUGGUUGGACAGAUCACCUUUUGCUGCUGUGACAGAUUAUUCUGUAACAAGAAAUAACGUAAUACAACUCUGUCUGGAGCUGACAACAAUUGUACAACAGGAUUGCACAGUAUAUGAAACAGAGAAUAAAAUUCUUCAUGUGUGUAAAACUCUCUCUGGUGUCUGUGACCACAUCAUCUCACUCUCUUCUGAUCCCCUGGUUUCCCAGUCGGCCCACCUUGAAGUGAUCCAGCUUACAAACAUCAAGCCAAGUGAAGGGCUGGGUAUGUACAUUAAGUCAACAUAUGAUGGUCUCCAUGUAAUUACUGGAACAACAGAAAAUUCACCUGCAGAUCGGUGCAAGAAAAUCCAUGCUGGAGAUGAAGUGAUUCAAGUUAACCACCAAACUGUGGUGGGGUGGCAGUUGAAAAAUUUGGUGAAUGCACUACGAGAGGAUCCGAGUGGUGUUAUCUUAACUUUGAAAAAGCGACCUCAGAGCAUGCUUACCUCAGCACCAGCUUUACUGAAAAAUAUGAGAUGGAAGCCCCUUGCUCUGCAGCCUCUUAUUCCCAGAAGUCCUACAAGCAGUGUUGCUACACCAUCCAGCACUAUCAGCACACCUACAAAAAGAGACAGCUCUGCACUCCAGGAUCUUUAUAUACCACCUCCUCCAACAGAACCUUACGUUCCCAGGGAUGAAAAAGGAAAUCUCCCAUGUGAUGAUGUUGGCAGACAUACAGUGGGCAAACCAGUUCAUACAGGAUCCGAAUCUCCAAACUCAUUUCUUGACCAGGAGUAUCGAAAGCGUUUUAAUGUGGUUGAGGAAGAUGCAGUGUUAUACUGCUAUGAGUAUGACAAGGGAAGAACAAGUGGUCCUGGAAGGAGAGAGAGCACACCAACAUACGGGAAACUAAGGCCUAUUUCUAUGCCAGUAGAAUAUAACUGGGUCGGGGAUUAUGAAGAUCCCAGUAAAAUCAAACGAGAUAGUAGGAGAGAAAAUUCAUUGCUACGCUAUAUGAGCAAUGAGAAAAUAGGCCAAGAAGACUACAUGUUUCAAAGGAAUAGCAAAAAGGAUACCGGAAAAAAGUCAAAAAAGAAAGGAGACAAGGGUAAUAGUCCUAGUCAUUACUCGUUGUUACCUAGUUUACAAAUGGAUUCAUUGAGACAAGAUGUCAUUGGCACACCUGGACCAGAGACCACUUUGUACCAUACAUUUCAGCAAUCUUCUCUACAGCAGAAAAGUAAAAAGAAAAACAAAGCUCCUAUUCCUGGUAAAAGCAAAAGAAGGAUCUCCUGUAAAGAUCUUGGCCGAGGAGACUGCGAAGGCUGGCUUUGGAAAAAGAAAGAUGCUAAGAGUUAUUUCUCCCAGAAAUGGAAAAAAUAUUGGUUUGUCCUGAAAGACACAUCUCUCUACUGGUAUAUCAAUGAAGAGGAUGAAAAAGCGGAAGGAUUUAUCAGUCUACCUGAAUUUAAAAUUGACAGAGCCAGUGAAUGCCGAAAGAAAUACGCAUUCAAAGCCUGCCAUCCUAAGAUCAAAAGUUUUUAUUUUGCUGCUGAACAUCUAGAUGAUAUGAACAGAUGGCUAAACAGAAUUAACAUGCUUGCUGCUGGCUAUGCAGAAAGGGAGAGAAUCAAGCAAGAGCAAGAUUACUGGAGUGAGAGUGAUAAGGAGGAGGCUGACACUCCAUCGACACCCAAACAAGACAGCCCACCACCCCCAUAUGAUACAUACCCACGGCCUCCUUCGAUGAGUUGCACCAGUCCCUACGUGGAGCCAAAGCACAGCCGCCUCUCCUCUACAGAGACCUCCCAGUCUCAGUCAUCACACGAGGAGUUCCGCCCAGAGGCGGCGGGGAGUGUCACCGACUCGCCGGUGCGCAAGACAGCGAGCCAGCGGCGCUCCUGGCAGGACCUCAUCGAGACGCCACUGACCAGCUCAGGACUUCACUACUUGCAGACGCUGCCGCUGGAGGACUCGGUGUUCUCUGAGACAGCCGUGGUGUCCCCUGAGCACCGGCGGCAGUCCACCUUGCCCACCCAGAAGUGCCACCUGCAAGACCACUACGGCCCCUUCCCACUUGUGGAAGGGGAGCGGAUGCAAGUGCUGAACGGGAAUGGAGGCAAGCCCCGGAGCUUCACGCUGCCACGAGACAGUGGCUUCAACCACUGCUGCCAGAGCCUUUCGGUGGGAGCCACUGAUCACCACGAGGAAGUGCAGCAAAAGGAGGUGGAAGAGGAAGAGGAGGAGGAGGAGGAGGAGGAGGAAGUCAAAGCAGCAGAAGAAAACCAGGAAGAUAAAAUUGAAACUACGGAAGAAAUAGCAGCAGAUUCCUUGCAAGAUUUGUAUAGAGCUCUGGAGCAGGCCAGCCUUUCUCCUUUAGGAGACCACCGGAUUUCCACUAAGCUGGAGUAUAGGAAAUCUUUUAUAAAGAGAUGUAGCGAUCCAGUAGUCAAUGAAAAACUGCACCAGCUGCGAAUUCUGAAAAGCACUUUAAAGGCCAGGGAAGGAGAAGUAGCCAUUAUAGAUAAGGUUCUGGAUAAUCCAGGCUUGACGUCUAGAGACUUUCAAGAAUGGAAACAAAUAUACCUUGACAUCUUUUUGGACAUCUGUCACAACAGCACCCCGAGGGGCUCUGUUAAUGGCUCAUCUGAGGUCGACGCACUUCUAGCUUCCUUAGCACACACGCACUCCUACAUUGAAACACAUGUAUAAGGGGUCCUCUUCUACUCCAUUUGCUACACUUCAAGCCUUUACAUAAGUGCAUAAAUUAGGUUUUAUAUCAAUAUGUGGAACUUCUAGUAAACUAUCUUUUAAUGUCACUCAGCCGUGUGAUGUACACCUUCAGUGGUCAAUGAUACCAUGUCUUUAAUGAGGAUUUGUGUGUUUUAUACACUACCAGUGCUACCAACUUGUGUUUACUUUCUGUAAAAAUAAUAUGAUCUUUAACUAUUAGAUAGAAGUAUUUAAAAAUGUUUUUGGAAGACUGUGGCCUUCACAGAGGAAGUUCCACAGGCUAAAGGUUUUGUUAUUGAAGGUUGCUUUUAUAAUGAUAUUUUUUAUUACAUAAUUCCAGUAUUAUAUUGCAUUUUUGGAGUGCAGGUACUAUUUUGGUGGCAGGGGAAUAAAAGAAAAAUUAUAUUUAAUGAGAAACUCUAGGAGUUUUCUUACAUAACAGGGAAAAAGUGUAAUGCAGUGACUGUGUUUCCAAUUUUGUUGAACACAAAAGGGCUAAAAUCAGCCCACUAUAAUGACUAAUGUGAAUUUAAGUAUUAAACACUUAGGUUUUAUUUCCUUGUACUUUUUUAAAGCCUGUUGCUAAGGUUUACCAUCAGUGCAAAGAGAUACUGGUCUGUAUUCUAAUUAAGACAAAAUUAUGUGUUACUUGUCUCUACUUAAAUCACAUUUGGUUGAUUCAAUUUUUUAAACAAAAAUUAGUCGUGGUACUGUCAUUUAUGCUGCUUUUGUACCGAAGGGAUCAGAUUUUGCAAAAGAGAAAGAGUAGACUUUGAACAUCCUUGAUAACUGCAUUUCUAUUGCCAAGAAAAGCAGCAGCAGAAAAGGUUCCCAACAAAAUGCUCCCAACCUGAGAGGCUUUGAAAAUUCCCACAAUAGAAAAGGAGUGAAAUUUGGCCAUAUUGUACUCGGGAAAAAAAUAUGAUAGGAACAGAGCUGAGCACAGAACCUGAGAAAACUGAGAGCUCGGAAAGUCUCUGCUCUGCCUCUGAAUGGCUCUGGUUUCUGCUGAGUUCACAAGCCAACAGAAGGGUUUUAAACUUCCCUGAGAGCUGAGUUGUGCUGCAGAGUGCACAGUGAAUAUAAGCAGAAAUAUCUCCUUAGAUUUAGGCACCUGUCUGGAAUAGGGAAGAGAGAGGUAAAAUAUCUAUUUACUCUUUAUGGUCUUGUUCUCAAAAAGUGAUCAGAGCAUGACAAAGCAUUUGUGCUGCUUUUCAGUGUUUUGCUGCAUAAGUUAGGAUUCGAGACAUAGCUUAGUAAUGCUCAUGCAAGAGGGCACAGCCUCUUUUAUUCUUUCUAUAGUGAGUUGUACGUUUAGCCAACCUUUGCUUAUUGCCUGUACAGCUCAGUGAAUGUACUUCAAACUUCAUGAGCUCUGGUAUUUCCUGGCAGUUGUAUUCAUGAUGAGAUGAAGGAAAGAACAGAUUUAUUUAUUUGUUCUCUCUCUUUCUUUCUUUCUUUCUUUUUAGUUUAUUUGCAUUUAUUCCUUUAUUUUUCUCUCUUUCUUCCUUGUUACCCUAUUGCAUUCAGAUUGCAAAUGUUUUGCAGAUUUUGCACAAUUGUACAGAAGAGUGGCCUUUCCGUAGCCCAUUUUCAGUAAUCCUAUAUAUUCGAGUCAAUAUGGAUCAUAUAUUAACAGCAUUUGUAUAGAAUUCUGGAUCCAGUGUAAUAUUUGUACCAUUUAGAAGAAUAUUGUUUGUAUAAACUGAACAUUUAUUUACUGCAUGUACUGACUUGUAUAUUAAAUUUGUGAGGUUUUUGUACAUUUCUCUUAAAAAAUGCUUGACUUGAAAUGGUUUGUGCUAUUGUUCCAAGCAUUUAGAUUCUCUUGCUACUGUUUUACCGGACCAAAAGUAAAUAUAUUCAUAUAAAACCUCUUUAUAUCUGAUGGAUGUAUAUGCACAUUGUGUAGUUGAUUCCUUGUCAAAACCAAGGCAGUUCAGAAGAUUUAGAUCUGUUGCUAUGCAACAGCUAUUCUGCCUGCACUUUACAUUAGUAAAGUCAGCUUGAUUGCUUUAAAGGUGAAAAUUAAACAUUGCAGUUUUUUAAGCUAGUCUAGUGACAAAGAACAUGUGUCCUAUCCAUUGUGCUGCCUUCUUUUAAGACUAUUAAAUGUUCUUCUAUAUAUAUUUUUAUUGUAUUAACUCUCAACCUAGGAAAGGAACACUGUAAAAUGAAGUACAAUAAAUUUAGCUUUUAAAUGAACAUCUCUGAUUUGAGUUUGAGUUUACUGUGUACAAAAACAGUGGCAUCUGACCACUUUACCCGCAUUUCGCAGAUCAGCAUGCCUUCAAGUUCUUUGGCAAUUGGGCAGUGUCUGCAAACUCACGGCCAAAAAGAAGUAGAACCAUUGCUGGUUGGUUUGUAGGCUGUCGGCAGACUCAGAAUGAAGUCUGCUGGAAGCAUUCCGUUGCAUUCCUUCCCUCUGCACUCUUUGGUGAAAGUAAACCUGUUUGCUGGGUUCUCUCGUGCUCAGUAAUGAACAAUUUUAUCAUUAUGAUCAGGUAUGAUAAAACGAUGUAUGCUGUUGAGGUAAGUAUCAGGGCAUUAGGUGCAGCAACUCCUGAAACACAUAUCAUAGGGUCUUGCAGUACCUACAUCAAUUCAGCUCUGGCCAUCUAAACUAACACAAGGCUUGGAUAUAUGAGAAGUGUACUGUACCAGUAGUGUUUCUUCAGAAUAAUACAAAAUAAUCAUCUGAAAGGCAUGCUACAACAAAGGCUGCUCAGAGAGAAAUGGCUUCUAUGAAACAAGCACUGUUUUAGCACAUGGACACAAUUGAGGCUACAUUUUAAAAAAUCCAUGCUUUCUGUCCAGUAAUUUCAUGCUGUUUAGCUAAAGCACUCCUGCCUAGUAUGUAGCAUAUUAAAAUAAUACCUUUCCUUGGCACUACUUGUUAUUAGUUCUUACAGCCGUCAAUUUUCUCAUCUUUAUACAUCUCACUUUCACUUUGCUUAGCCAUACCAUAGCAAUUCAAUAGCACUUACCAACUGGGAAAAUUACCUCUGAUUAAGAAAACAGAAAAGAUGGAUUACAUUUUUUAACCUCAGAAAAAAUCUGACUUACAACAACUCUUAAUUGCUAUCUAGGUAUUACUCUUCAAAAAAAGUCAAGGAUUAUGAUUCUAGCUCCUCUCCUCCACAUGUGCUACUUGCUACAUCUUUCCCCAGUGAGAUUGGCUUUCAGAUCUACAAAUUGCUGCACCUUUUCCCAGGUUGCAGCCAGUCUUCCUUGCCUGUUUCCACUCAGUGUCUUGCUUAUCACCGCAGACCCUCAACUCUUUUACAUCCAGUGCCAUCACAAUUUUCUUCUUCUCCAGAGUUGCCCCACUGGCUCAUCUCCCAGGGC
Lagopus muta (rock ptarmigan) is the source of this 6703-nucleotide messenger RNA. RefSeq names its product connector enhancer of kinase suppressor of Ras 2 (gene CNKSR2). The record is from RefSeq and is a predicted model, not a curated record. Gene Ontology annotation, cellular component: cytoplasm; membrane. Lineage: Eukaryota; Metazoa; Chordata; Aves; Galliformes; Phasianidae. The transcript is spliced from 22 exons. The coding region runs from base 224 to 3334 and encodes 1036 amino acids. Gene Ontology annotation, biological process: regulation of signal transduction. Gene Ontology annotation, molecular function: protein binding.